This is a messenger RNA of Toxoplasma gondii ME49, 2738 nucleotides long. RefSeq names its product short-chain-acyl-CoA dehydrogenase. Gene Ontology annotation, molecular function: acyl-CoA dehydrogenase activity; flavin adenine dinucleotide binding. Gene Ontology annotation, cellular component: mitochondrion. The record is from RefSeq and is a predicted model, not a curated record. Bases 617 to 2200 code for a protein of 527 amino acids. NCBI's taxonomy places the organism in Eukaryota, Apicomplexa, Conoidasida, Eucoccidiorida, Sarcocystidae. The transcript is spliced from 11 exons.
AGCGUUCUUGGUCCUUCUUUGAGGGUCCUUGUUUCUUCUUCCGCAAGAAGGAAGACAGAAGAAAUUUGGAUCGAAGGAAAAAGCCGGAAGAGAAGAGAGGAAACGAAAACGUGCGGCGGUGUGCCUCGACCCGCUCUUGGUCGCAAAGGCGAGUCGAUCUUGGGCGGGUCUCGAGUCGCCAAAAAACGCGAAACUUGCGGCGGGGCUUCCAGCUCCUCGGGUGUACAUACACCUCACUCGUGUCAGUUCCUCGCGUCGCCAGGUGUACGUACACCUGACGAAGUGUCUUGUGUCAGGCCGUUUUUUGGCUUCUGUCGCCACAUUGGGUUUUCACAGCUGGUGCGGCUUCGCACGGUCUUGAACCCGCAGGCAGGAACACUUUUGUUCUUUCCUCUCAAGAAACUCUCCUUUCUGCGCGUUCGUUCCUCUUGGGGGUUCUUCACCUUUCUGCCUCGUGCGCCGGCAGUCAGUCUCCUCAAAGCUGCCUCAAGACCCUGCCUCAGGCACGAGUGACCUCGCAGACUCCGCAGAUCGCUUUCCUUUAAGUUGUCCAGCUCCUGACAAGCCCGGGAGCCCGAGAAGUGACAUAAAAGGAACCUAGUUCUCAGAAUUCACGAUGAGGUCUGCUGCCCUUCAUCUGCCGAAGAGGUUCGUGCGCUCCGGCUUUUCGGCUGCCCCUGUUGGGAAGGCACUUGCGGUACCUCGUGCCUGCCUCGUCGCCCCUCCUCUCGGAAAAACUAGGGAAUGGGUCUCGGUUGCGCAAAGCCAAGAGAACAGGUGGCAGCCCGGAACCGGCGCUUUCAGUGCUGUUGUAUGUACACCUGAUAUGCGGAGCAGAGGCUGCGUGCCGGCUCUGUUUUCGCGUUUAUUCGCCACUUCGCCGGAAAAGGAAGCGAAAGCAGGAAAGAAAAAAGACGAUCUGAAGAGUUACGCGCGGCAACUCUGGACCGGGGAUAAUCCAAACAGCGAUGACGACCUCGACUCUGAAUUUUCUUCUGAGGAAUCGGAAAAGACGAAUGCCCCUCGCUCGAGCCUCCGACCUCUCACGCUCCUUGACACAGACACCGCCACACUGCGACAGGCUGUCAGGCGCUUUGCUGAGGAGGAAAUUCGUUCCAAGGUGGAGGCGAUGGAUGAUGAGGGAGCAAUCGAAGCGGAGGUUAUCGAGGGUCUCUUCAAGCAAGGUUACCUGGGGAUGGAAAUCGAGGAGAAGUACGGAGGUAGUGCCAUGUCGUUUUUCAACUCUCUCGUCGUCAUUGAAGAACUUGCGAGAGUCGACCCUUCGGUCGCCGCUCUUGUCGAUAUCCACAACACACUGAUCAAUCGGGCACUGACGCUCUACGGAACCGAGGAGCAGAAAGAGAAAUUCUUGCCCCAACUCGCGUCCAACAUGCUCGGUUCUUUUUGCCUGAGUGAGAGCGAGAGCGGCAGCGACGCCUUCGCUCUGAAAGCCACCGCACGGAGGUCGGAGAACGGCGACGCCUGGGUGCUAAAUGGAGCAAAGCAGUGGAUUUCCACCGCUCGAGAGGCUGGCCUCUUCCUCGUAUUCGCUAGCUACGACCUAGAUCAGGGCUACCGCGGCAUCACUGCCUUUCUAGUGGAGGCAGGAACGGCAGGCCUCGAGGUCGGACCUGCACUGGAGAAACUUGGAAUCAAAGCUUCGUCCACAUGCGAGGUCAUUCUCAACGAUGUCCAGGUUCAUGAUUCUUGCGUACUCGGCGAGGUCGGAGAAGGAUACAAGAUUGCGAUCCGUCUGUUGAACGAAGGGCGCAUCGGCAUUGCGGCGCAGAUGCUAGGUCUUGCAAAGGGAGCCUUUGAAACGGCGAUGCGUUACAUGCACGACCGUCAGCAGUUCGGCAGAAAAAUUGCUGAUUUCCAGGGUGUCCAGUUCGAAUACGCCAAGCUGGCGACGGAAAUCGAAGCGGCUGCGUUGCUCACGGCGAACGCGGCGCUGCUGAGGGAGGCAGGACAGCCUUUCGCGAAAGAAGCUGCAAUGGCGAAAUUUAAGUCCUCUGAAGUCGCGCAGAGAGUCUCGAGUGCAUGCAUCGACUUUGUUGGAGGAAACGGAUUCACGAAGUCCUUCGGCCUUGAGAAACUCUUCCGCGACAGCAAAAUUGGAACGAUUUACGAAGGCACCUCCAACAUGCAGCUUCAGACGAUUGCAAAAGUCCUCCAAAGAGAGUUCUCAGGAUCGCAUUAAAAACGGAAAAAAGCUGAGAAAGCUCAAAAAGCUCUCUGAAUGCCUUAACCAUGUUUUGUCCUGAAAGGAAAACGAUAAAACAAGAAAUCAAGGACUCGGACCGUUAGACAGAAAGCAGAAAGGUGGAGGAUUCACAGGAAAGAAAAACGGAAGAGGGAGACUGCACAAAGAUUGAGGAAGUAAGAUACCUAUAUAUAUAUAUAUAUAUAAAGAUAUAUAUAUAUAUAUAUAUAUAAAGAUAUAUAUACAUACAUUUGUAUUGGUUGUACGUACAUAGCAGGCGCGAAGUGUGGGAGAACGCUGCAUGUAAGCAAAGAAAAUAUAAAAUCGGACGCUUUCGUAGAACCGUCCUGAUGCAGCGCAGCGUAGGCCUGCAACGUUAUCGUAUAAAUUCCGUCCUCUUCCUGUUCAAACUGUUAAUUUCGUGUGUCGAGCUGCCUUCUCUGUGGAGCUUUUCAGACUGAUGGUUUGUUCUCUAGAUUCUCGGAAAUACUCCGAUACGCAUGCAUACAUAGACAUAAAUAGGCACAUAUGUCUA